UUCUAGGGAACCGAACGCCGCUUUUGUAUACCAAAAAAAAAAGAAAGUAAGAAAGGAUCCAUGUUUUAAUUUCUAUUUACGUUAUAAUUAUUAUGUCUCUUGUUGUAAAAAUUUUUCUUUCUAUUUGCUUAUUAGCCUUGGCAAAUUGCUUUUCUCCGCCGACAGAGCAAGCUUAUGACCCUUUAUCUUUAGCAAGUAGUAAAAACGCCAGUAGGCGAGUUGCACAUUACCCGUUUUAUAUCCAAGCUUUUCCAUAUGACUUUAAUUGCAAUGGAAAUCUUUCGUUUAUACAAAAUCCACCUCCUACUUCAGGACGAGGAGCCUAUUCAAGUAUGGCAAAUGUCAGUUCGUUUUUGACUGUUCCUACAGAUAAUACCAGUAUUACCUGUGUAUAUGGAUCGUGGUAUCAACCUAUCUGCUAUUCAGGCGACUUACCUAAAUGCUUUAGCAUGUCCAGCGGUACAAACAUCGUUGAGGUUACCAUGAAUGAUUCUUCUCAUGCUUUCAAUUUCCACAACAUUACGUUUUAUUAUUCAAGCAGCGAUCACUACUAUGCGCUUACACCGUCAACCACGUAUGCAUAUUUAGAAGACGGUCUUGAGAAACCUAAAAAUGAUUCAUACGCAGUAUACAAAACUUAUUUGUACUCUCGUAGUAAUACAACAUACAGAUUUGAGUAUUUGGAUGCGGAAUUAGUCCAUGACAAACGGAGAUGUGGCUCAGCGUCCUCUCUCAAACAUAAACGCUUCGAAAAUGAAAGAACAUUUAUGGACUACUUUUAUAAACAAAAGAUAUACACUGAACGAGAGUCAAAUCUGCAUUUCGUUCCACCUAAAUUAAAGCCUAUUUCUAAUCGAAAAGAAGUGAGUAAAAUUCGAUUAAAUUCAACUUCAAACUUUGUUGGCCGUGACUAUCCAAUUUGUGUUGAUACGUCGUCAUCCACUUCUCCUCGGAUGAAAAAUGGACUGCUGUACAUCUGCUUAGCGUUUGGGUUAAUAGCGCUAUAGAAGUUUUGCUAGGGUACGAAAACUUCAAAUAUUAACAAUCAUUAUAUUAUCUGCUGCGUAAGACAAAGCAUGACUAACAGGUAAAAAGUUCUUACGAUCCAAGUAAAAUUUUAUGGUUCCUUUAAAUCAUGCUGCUAUUUCAAGCAAAACAUAUAUGCGAUUACAUGUUUACUGUAUAAACGAACAUUGGAUAUUGAGGUGGCUUUACCAGAGUCAAAUCAUUUAAUCAUAUUCUGAACAUUUGAUGUUGGUACACCAGUCUAACAACUAUCAAAACAUAAAAUAUUGUCUAAUAAACGGAUUUUUCAAACCUCAUAAUGUUAAUAAUAAGUCCGGACUAAAGAAUAUCUGCUAUAUAGUUUCUUGAUAAUGCUAAACUCGUGCG
Molecule: messenger RNA, 1392 nt
Organism: Schizosaccharomyces octosporus yFS286
Lineage: Eukaryota; Fungi; Ascomycota; Schizosaccharomycetes; Schizosaccharomycetales; Schizosaccharomycetaceae
Exons: 1
Coding region: 93-1007 (304 amino acids)
Source: RefSeq, a predicted model, not a curated record